CAAUUAGUACUAGCCUGACCGGAAAAUGAGCGCUCUAACUCUGGAGUUUAGUGAAGUUUUGCUCGGCAUGUGGAAAAUAGUUUGCCCGGUAAAUUCUGGCGUGUGAGCGCUGCGGGAAUGAUUCUGUUGCUGCUCUUUUGUGCAGUGUCGGCGAUUGAAUGGGACGCGCCUUCGCCCUACGACCCUGUGUGGCUGGCCAGUGUGCAGGAAUACGGCUCCGUGCCCUCCCUUAAUGAGACCAGGUUCUGGUUCUGGGGAUGGAGUUGGAGCUGGUUCAAGGAAGAAGAUGUGCAGUUCAAGCUCUUUACUAGGCGCAACCCGUACGAGUUCCAAGUUCUAAAGACUAACGAUUCAUUAUCUUUAUGGGACUCUAAUUUCGACUUUAAUAACAAAGUUAAAGUUCUCGCCCACGGAUGGCUUAACAACGCCGAUGGUCCGAUGCCAGAAUCGAUUAAAGAAGCAUACCUCAACAUAAGCGACUUGAACAUCAUAGUGGUAGAUUGGGGCAACGCGGCCAAUGUGAACUACGUCCUAGCGAGCUAUAACGUUGCUAUGGUGGGGAGGCUGCUCACAGAGUUUCUGAACUUUCUCAUUGAAGAGGGAGUGUCUAUGGAUGACGUCCAUCUUAUAGGACACAGUCUUGGAGCGCAUGUUGUUGGCAUCGCGGGCGAUCACGUGAAAUAUGGACCUGUGGAUACAAUUACAGGUCUGGAUCCUGCGAAGCCGCUCUUCUCGCUAAGCAACAAAGACGCACGCCUGGACAAGCACGACGCUCGACACGUCGAGGUCAUCCACACUUGCGGGGGUUAUUUGGGGUUCUCCGACCCUUUGGGGCACAUUGACUUCUACCCGAACGGGGGCACGCGGCAGCCGGGCUGCGGGUACGAUUAUAGAGGUCUAUGUGCCCACAACCGGGCGCACAUGUUUUUCGCGGAGUCCAUCAUAUCGGAUGUGCCAUUCACGGCGGUCCGGUGCCGAGACUACGAUGAAUUGUACUACAAUGGUUCCUGCGAGGGCACCGGUGAGACGCUUAUCAUGGGAGGCUUCGAUAUACACUACGGGAAGGAUGGAAUUUACUACCUCAAGACCAACGCUGAAAAACCCUACGCUCUCGGGGAGCCGACGUGAAAUGCGGUAAAAUAUUAAUUCUUUGCUUUGCCAACUUCGCCUAUAAAUUAAAUUUUCAUGAGAAUGAUUGCGAGGUGCCGUUUUACAUAAUUUGUUAGAGACAGGAGCCGGGUCGUCAGGGUGCCCACUGUGGCUCAGCCAAAGUGUGUACUAUGUAAUGUAAUUCUACCGGGACAGUCUAAUUUCCUAAACUUCUUAUUCAAUGGCUGAGUGUUGCUCGAUGAAUGUUCUUCCUAAAGUUAAGGAUGGUUUUCAUUAUUUCUGAUGAUGUCAACGAACUAUUGUUAAUUUAAAUAAAUAAUAACGCGUAAUUAUUAACGAUGGCCACAAAAGUAAGCCGCGCGCUGUGGUAAGCCGCUCUUUUCAUCGAUAACGUAAAAUCUGAUGUAGGGGAAGGUUGCUAUUUGCUAUCAUUGGACCACUUAACUUCGCUGCUCUUUUUUUAAGGUUUUUAAGGUUUUAAGUCAAAAAAUAAAACUAGUUUGAGAAGUUUUAAUUAUUGACAUCUAUUUAUGAAUUACCUUAUUCACAAUAAAAAAAAGUAUAACAAAUUUAGUGAAAAAUCGCGAAAAAGUUUUCAUCAGCUGUUGUCUUCUUUGGACCAGAGUCGCCUUCAUUGGACCACAAAGUCGCCAUCAAUGGACUUAGCAAAUUUAGGCCAAUGGUCCAAUCAAGGAAACUUCGACAAAAAAAAAAUUAAAUACGGGUGAUUAAUUCUAAAAAAGAAGUUGCCAUGGUUGGACCGGUCCGAUGAUAGAACCCACAGGUGGUCUAUUGAUAGGAAUUAGGUAUCACAUCACAAAUAUAAAUAUUAAAAAAUAGAGAAAACAAAUGCCUGGAAACUGAUGUUUUAAAUUUGCUCUUGUAUUAAUAAAUGUUUAAGCAUUAUACGUGAACACACAAAUUCAAUUGCCAAUGUAUUUAUACUUUCGUGAUUUUAUUCCUUCGCGUAAUUUAACUUCAACAGCGCUCGAAACACACUUGAACGUGUCACUCUUUUCCGGGAAGUGAGGCGCGACUGAGGUUACGGGGUGGUCCAAGGUUAGGCAUAAGGUCACCUUGUACCUUACUGGAUUCCAUCUAGCACGAUUAGAUUUUGAAAUAUUUAAGUGGUCCAAUCAAAGCGCUGGUCCAAUGAUCGCAACCUUCCCCUAGGUACAUAAUAAUAUUUUUACACAAAG
Molecule: messenger RNA, 2309 nt
Organism: Leguminivora glycinivorella
Lineage: Eukaryota; Metazoa; Arthropoda; Insecta; Lepidoptera; Tortricidae
Product: pancreatic lipase-related protein 2-like
Exons: 7
Coding region: 118-1128 (336 amino acids)
Biological process (GO): lipid metabolic process
Molecular function (GO): lipase activity
Source: RefSeq, a predicted model, not a curated record